Molecule: messenger RNA, 1916 nt
Organism: Aaosphaeria arxii CBS 175.79
Lineage: Eukaryota; Fungi; Ascomycota; Dothideomycetes; Pleosporales
Product: feruloyl esterase B precursor
Exons: 1
Coding region: 71-1759 (562 amino acids)
Source: RefSeq, a predicted model, not a curated record
CUUUUACAACGGCUCACGGUAUAGUUCUGUAUCGUGAAUAUCACUUCUUCAUCUGGAGACGACAAGCACAAUGCUAUCAAGUGCUCCGCUAUGGAUCUUUCUCUCAUCACUGGGGCAUGUAAUUGCCGAUGAGGAGUCGACCAAGCUAGUCUGCGAAACGUCAACGUUCUCAGCUCCGGUGGUACCAGGCGCCAAAGUAUUGUCCAUCACAGCCGAGGAGAAGCUCAAUGUCACGACAAGAACAGCAACACCGGUCCUGCCGCCUGUUUCGGGUCUGGAUUACUGUGAGGUCAAAGUGUAUUUGACCCAUCCUGGAGCCGAUGACAAAGUUCUUGUUGAGACCUGGCUGCCAAUCUCUCGCGAUGCAUGGAAUGGACGCUUUCAAGCUACUGGAGGCGGCGCUUUCGCCACAGGCAUGUUCGAUUUCACGUUGGGUUACCCUUUGAAGGAUGGAUAUGCUGCGGCCUCGACUGAUGGUGGACAUCCGCCGGAUUUCUUGUCAGCGGACUGGGUCCUCAAUCCCGAUAAGAGCAUAAAUUGGCCUCUGCUCCAGAACUUCGCUUCCCGCAGUAUAGCAGACGAAGUCCAUGUCGGCAAAAGUAUAGCAGAGCAAUACUAUGGCAAGAAGCCGCACCAUUCGUAUUAUUCCGGCUGCUCCCAGGGAGGGCGUCACGGGUUCGCUCUGGCCCAAAAAUAUCCCGGCCUUGUUGAUGGUAUCAUGGCGAGUGCCCCUGCUCUCAAAUUUGCGAAAACUGCGAUGGGUGCCAUAUGGCCUCAAGUUGUCAUGAGUGACGAAAACAUCCUCAUCAGCAAUUGCGAAAUGGCAUGGUUCGAUGCCAAAGCUGUGGAGGAAUGUGAUCUGGUCGAUGGAGCCAUUGAUGGAAUCAUUGGAGAUCCGGACGCAUGCAACUUUGAUCCAGCAACCUUCGUUGGCAAGAAGAUUCAAUGUGGCUCAUACGAGGUGACGAUCACACAGAAAAUAGCGAGUGUUGUGAAAAGAAUCCGAGAAGGACCAUCAACGCUUUUUGGGGAGAAUAUAACACCCGGUUAUCCUUAUGGACUAUCCGAAAACUUUUUGAUGAACGUCACGAUCGAUGCCGAUGGCGUCCGCACCUCACAUCCAUCUGCGAUGUUGGACGUCUGGCCACGGACUGUACUCGUGAAGGACCCAGCAUUCAACGCCUCCAAACUAUCAUACGCCGAAUACCUUGGUCUCAUAUUACAGACAAGCGAGCAACAUGGAUGGCUUCUCGACUCAUAUGAUACAGGUCUGACCGCGUUCCGUGAUGCUGGUGGCAAGUUUAUCAGCUGGCAUGGCAUAAAUGACCCCAACAUCCCGUACAAGCUUAGCACUGGAUACUGGGAGAGAUUGGGGUUGGAAUUUGGCGGAGCAAAGGCAGUCAAUGAGUUUUUCCGCUUGUUCCUUGCACCAGGCGUCGAGCAUUGUGGAUUCGGUCCAGGUGCAGCACCCAAGGACCCUCUUGCGCAAUUGGUUGACUGGGUCGAGAAUGGAGAAAUACCGGAGACACUCCAAGCGGAGACAGUGGAUGCAGAGGGGGAGCUGAUCACAAGGGAUCUUUGCCUCUAUCCUAAAACGAUCAAAUAUAUGGGUCUAGGCGACGUCAAACGAGCAAGCAGCUGGAGCUGCGAAGGGGGAGAGGAUGAGGAAGAGACUUUGGAGAACCAUGGAAGCUUCUUGGGGGGCUUCAAGGAUCGAAUUGAGCAAGCAGCAUUAGGACUAGGGCUGAAAGUUACUUGAAAUCACAGGGACCAAGCAUACACUUCAAUAAUGGCCAUUGAAGGAGCAACGACAUACUAGAGGAUAGGCAGCUGUGAAUGGGACAAAAGUGAUAUUUCUGCAGACUAUGCUAGACUAAAACGUUAUCCAGAAAUAUUGAAUCGCCUGUUCUUCCUGC